Messenger RNA from Scatophagus argus, 1616 nucleotides. RefSeq names its product stabilizer of axonemal microtubules 2 (gene saxo2). The transcript is spliced from 4 exons. The record is from RefSeq and is a predicted model, not a curated record. Lineage: Eukaryota; Metazoa; Chordata; Actinopteri; Scatophagidae. The coding region runs from base 245 to 1501 and encodes 418 amino acids.
UACUACGGGCGGGGUGGUUGAAUCCGCUUUACGAGGCAUAAAACGCAUCAUCUUCGCCUUGACAACCGGCCCGCAUCCGAGUCUUCCUCUGUGUUUAUUUUUAGUUCGUUGUCGGCCGCUACGUGCUACUCUCGUUCAACACACACGUCAUGUGCCCCCUCCGUCAAUAAUUCAUAUGCUGUAGGCCUGCAGCGCAGAAUCACAGCUACAACCGCGAGCCAACGGACGCGCCGCCGGAGGAGCGAUGCUCCCCAAAACUAUGAGGAGACACUCUCGGAGAGCCCAGACACCACCUUCUAUGAGCACAGAGUACCAGGACAAGUUCCUUCACCCAUGCUGCUACAAAACUGUCAUCUCAACCUCAACACAGAAAAAUCCUUACCACCCACUGAAGGCGACAAGUAACGAUGUGUCCACUUUUAAAUUAUGCUAUGUGACCCACAAACGGAUCCACAAAAAUCCACCAAAGGCCUCACAGCCAUCUGUGCAGCCAAAACGCCAACAGAGAUGCAGCAGUGCUCCUGACAAUCCUGCACAGUCCGCAGCGAGCCACACGGAACCCAAGGAGGACGCCUACAUGUCAGUGUACCAAAGGGAUUUCCAAACAUGGAAAGUAAGCAAGCGGCAGUCACACAAGCUUAUUGACAAUUUGAAGGUCGACCAAGGAUUAGUUGUCCCUCUUGGCGGUUCCAAAGAAGGUCGCGCACAAAAACGUUCUGUUCAAUUUGCAGCGAACUCUAAAGCAGUCCCAUGUGUGCAAAACCUAAAACCUUUUGAAGGGAUCACCAGCUACAGAUCUGAUUUUGUCUGCCAUCCAGUGCAGCCUGGGGCAUGCAGGAAGAAGCCUGCGCACCAACCCAACAAAGGUCUGCCCUUAGAGCCUGCAGUGUACGUGAGCUCAGAGAUGACGAGGGGCACAAACCAAGAACCUCUGGAUGAAGCCAGUGAAUUGUUCCAGGAAUUCAUGACCUUGUCUCUGGAAAACAAGUUCCAAGGCCAAGACAAAGCCAAAGAGUCGAGUCCGCCAGCAGAUCACAAGGUCUUCUCUACAACACAUGCAGACUGCAUGGCACAGGAAUGUAAGCCCACCACACCAGUCCUGCCAUCUAUGCAAACCAGAGAGAAAAGCAAGAUGCCCUUUCAGACAACUACAAUGAAGGAGGAUUAUAAAGCUUGGUACACUCCACGACACCUCCCUACUGUCUCCAAAGAAGAGUUGGACUGGCCUGGGAAAACCAGCUUUUCAGUGCACACACCUAAGCCUGCUGACAGAUGCAAAACAAGCUCAAAAUCUCUUAGCCUUCAUCCCAAACUAAGUGAGCCUGCAGUGAGUAAUUCCAACUCCAACACCAGUGAGAAACCUCAGUAUAUUGCUGAAGAUGGAGUAUUUUCCAGCUUUGACUCACCACCGGGACUGAAGAAUUCCGGAGAUACUGGACCAACUCUUGACAGGGAUGUCAUUUGGAGCCAUCAGAGGAUCACCGAGUCAUUUGCUGGAUAGGGUCUAGCAGAAGUUAAGGCUUCCUAGAGACCAGGCAGAUGAUGAGAUGUGCUGCCACACAUGACCUCAGAUAGUUUUGGACAUUGACACGAAUAAAAGCCAUAAAUGGAAUUGA